CUCGGGCUCGAGCCAACGGAUUCUUCCUCGGGGCUUCGACGACCUCGAGGCUUCAUCUUCGUUCCCUCGAGGCUUCGUCUUCGUUCUCUCGGGGCUCGACCCCGAGCCCUCAUGGCAUCGACGCAAGGCCACUUCCGCGGCGUUGUCCCAGGCGACCCGUUUCAGAGCAGCAUCGUCGGCAAUUACGAGCAUGUGAUGAGGAGGGCGGAGGUCAACCUUCAGAGCACGGCCUUUGUCCUGAAGGACGUCGGCGCUGGCAUCUCCCGCGAGAUUGCCACGCUGCAGGAUCACAAGCGCAUGCUCCAGCUCAGCCUGGUGCGCGCGCAGCAUGGCAAGGCGGACGACGUCAAGGACCAGAUGGCCAAGGCGGAGUACGAGUAUCAGCUAAAGGACCAGAUCGACUCGCUCACGAAGAUGAUCGAUGAGCUCAGCAAGCAGCACGGCUUCAUCAACGUCAAGGCGAACCAGACAGUCGACGUGACCAGCGACAAGAACUACAACGAGCCCCAGAGCGACGAGCAGGCGAUCAUCAUGAAGCUGGAGACGGGCGAGGAGACGCUCCUGAUCGAGAAGGAUGGCGCCCCCUACCAGGUCCCGUGGAAGGCUGGCGAUCCGAACUCCUGGGUGCACUACGGCUGGAAGCAGAAGGACCCGUCCUUGUGGGUGGAUCCCCUGUCAGGCGGCAGCAGUGGCAGCAGCCCAGCGGUGCCCACGGAUACCAAGACUCUCUGGCUGGAGAAAAAGGUCGAGGCACUCGAGCGCAAGUUGGCGGAGUCGACCGCUGGGCCCUUGGAGCAGGCUUUCCCUAAGCGCGGCGCGGCCUGAGUGAGGGAGCGGCUCAUCAUGCGAGUGCGAAGCCUGUAUUUUUCCCACCAGUGGCGUGGAGACGCGAAGGCUGUAGUUUUUUCCCCGCCGACGGCGUGGGGACGAAGCGAUUGGAUGAACUAUGCUAUUGGGACGUGCAGCGAUGCGUGCACG
Molecule: messenger RNA, 978 nt
Organism: Prorocentrum cordatum
Lineage: Eukaryota; Dinophyceae; Prorocentrales; Prorocentraceae
Source: the annotation of a GenBank genome assembly